AUUAAUCAUGAAGAUCGUUGCUUUGACCAUCGUUGCGUUCAUCGCCCUUGCCAGUGCUACCUGCCCGUAUGCUAGCUCCUACUCAGCUCCUACCCCUUCGGCUCCUGGCUACCCGGCUCCUCCUUGCCCCAAAAACUACCUGUUCAGCUGCCAGCCCAACUUGACCCCAGCUCCAUGUGCCCAAGAGGCUCCUGCCUACGGAUCCGCCGGAGCUUACACCGAGAAGAUUCCGUUCUAUGUGGGACAGCCCAACCGUGAGCAGCUUCAGCAGUUCCACCAGCGGAUUGGAAUGGCCGCUCUCAUGGAGGAACUGCGCGGCUUGGGCCAGGGAAUCCAGGGUCAACAGUACUAGUGACGGGAUUGGAUUGGAUUGACACUCUGUACAUUAUAACUGGAUCAUUAAAAUUAAACUGUUUAAAAAAAAC
Drosophila eugracilis is the source of this 425-nucleotide messenger RNA. RefSeq names its product vitelline membrane protein Vm32E (gene Vm32E). NCBI's taxonomy places the organism in Eukaryota, Metazoa, Arthropoda, Insecta, Diptera, Drosophilidae. The transcript has a single exon. The coding region runs from base 8 to 352 and encodes 114 amino acids. The record is from RefSeq and is a predicted model, not a curated record.